AGGAAAUAUUGCAUUUUUCCUUAUAGGCUACACUGCGUACAGAAUUGGCUAAGUCAACGAAAAUCGAUAGACUCAGCACGAGCAUGACGUGGAUAUUCUUUUGGAUUCUUUUCCCCAUCGUUGUAAAAGUGACCAAUGAGGUUCCAGGAGACAGGCUUGAGGUUCCAGAGAUACCAGUGUACCUCGGGGAUUCAGUUUCCCUGCCAGGGGCGAAGGGGAAUCAGACCAGAUUGAUUGAAUGGACAUUUAAGAACAGCAGUGGAUAUUCAGAGGAUGUUCUUACCCUUUACUCCGCGUCGCCAGAGAGCCCUGACAUCUUUGCAAAGUACAAAAAACGGAUAUCUGUCUUGCCCAAUGGUUCAUUCACUUUGAAUCAUGUGGAGUGGCAAGAUGGUGGCCAUUAUGAAAGAAGAAUUAACCAAAAGGAAAGGCAGCAGUAUUGGCUCCGCGUUCUCGAGCUUCCUGGUGACCCGAGCAUAAUUAAAAACCAAGAUAUCCUAACUUGUAAUGUCACUAGUUACAAUUCAGUGACAUGGACAAAGGAUGAUCAAAAUGUCCCAGAAGACUUUGAGAUUUCAAACAACACCCUAAAACUACCCUCUAAUGCAUCUGAGUCGAGGCUCUGCGGAGUAUACAAGUGCCAAGCCCAAUUCACAAAGCACAACAAGACAUCAGAUCUAUUACUAAUUGUUUUUUCAGAUUGGCAGAAAGCCAUUGUCAUUAUAGAGAUCUGUGCAUUUGUCAUGAACCUACUAUCUGUGCCGUCCAUCACUAUGCUGUUUUGGAAAUGGGAAGAAAGAGGGUUUGGUCUGAUGCAUUGGUGGUUGGAUAUUGGUGACCUUGUUUCCCCUAUUCUAAACAUCGCUGGACUGGGCUUAUGGAUUCAUGAAGAAAAUAACCUCACAGUUGUUUCGGGGAUUCUGAUGGUGAUUGCCAUACCCAUCUUAAUAUUAACCAUAAUAGAAAGAAGACAAGUCCAACUGCAAUGGCUACACUGUGUAAUCAAAAUUGUCCAGUAUUUGCUCACAUUAUCAGUCAUCUUAUUUAACAUUUACAAAGAAAGUCCUUGCAGUUUCUUUAUGCAGAACAGCCUCCUUUGCUUUUUAACACCAGUACUCUUGGUAGGGUUAUUGUGGGCUUGCAUUUUUAUCUACUGUAGGGUAGCAGCUGGUAACAUGAAGUUUACCAGGACAGCAGAGAAUGAGGAGAAGAAUGAGACAUUACACAGAGAGGAAGGGCAGGUGUGUCCUGUCUCUAGUUAACAAGACUGCAGUGCUUUCUGUAUCUCGUUAACAAGGCUGCAGUGCUUUCUGUCUCUAGUUAACAAGGCUGCAGUGCUUUCUGUCUCUAGUUAACAAGGCUGCAGUGCUUUCUGUCUCUAGUUAACAAGGCUGCAGUGCUUUCUGUCUCUAGUUAACAAGGCUGCAGUGCUUUCUGUCUCUAGUUAACAAGGCUGCAGUGCUUUCUGAAUCUAGUUAACAAGGCUGCAGUGCUUUCUGUCUCUAGUUAACAAGACUGCAGUGCUUUCUGUCUCCAGUUAACAAGGCUGCAGUGCUUUCUGUCUCUAGUUAACAAGGCUGCAGUGCUUUCUGUCUCUAGUUAACAAGGCUGCAGUGCUUUCUGUCUCUAGUUAACAAGGCCGCAGUGCUUUCUGUCUCUAGUUAACAAGGCUGCAGUGCUUUCUGUCUCUAGUUAACAAGGCCGCAGUGCUUUCUGUCUCUAGUUAACAAGGCUGCAGUGCUUUCUGUCUCUAGUUAACAAGGCUGCAGUGCUUUCUGUCUCUAGUUAACAAGGCUGCAGUGCUUUCUGUCUCUAGUUAACAAGGCUGCAGUGCUUUCUGAAUCUAGUUAACAAGGCUGCAGUGCUUUCUGUCUCUAGUUAACAAGGCUGCAGUGCUUUCUGUCUCUAUUCAACAAGGCUGCAGUGCUUUCUGUCUCUAGUUAACAGGUGCGUUAAACGUAACUGGUUGUCUAAUAAAAAGACUAAGCUAACUAAUAAACUUCCAGUAGCCCUGAAUGUUACAACAGGCCAGCAAUACAAAGUGGUGCCCACUCAUCCGCAAACCCAGGUGGAAUCACAAGCCAUUGAUAGCUGUAUACUGUAUCAUUUUAAUAUUACUUUUUCUGUUAAGUACAAAACAUGGAGAGUGUGAUGUUUGAAAAGUUCAUUGUUACAAUAUGCAUGAUAAUUAUUAAAUAUGUACUGUACACUUUUAGUUUUGUUUUGUUAAUUUCUUACAUGUAUUGAUGUAACUCU
Messenger RNA from Acipenser ruthenus (sterlet), 2256 nucleotides. RefSeq lists its product as uncharacterized. The record is from RefSeq and is a predicted model, not a curated record. The transcript is spliced from 9 exons. Lineage: Eukaryota; Metazoa; Chordata; Actinopteri; Acipenseriformes; Acipenseridae. The coding region runs from base 84 to 1262 and encodes 392 amino acids.